This is a messenger RNA of Vicia villosa (hairy vetch), 3282 nucleotides long. RefSeq names its product MDIS1-interacting receptor like kinase 2-like. Bases 231 to 3083 code for a protein of 950 amino acids. The record is from RefSeq and is a predicted model, not a curated record. Gene Ontology annotation, biological process: hormone-mediated signaling pathway; protein phosphorylation. The transcript has 2 exons. Gene Ontology annotation, molecular function: protein kinase activity; protein binding; ATP binding. Gene Ontology annotation, cellular component: plasma membrane. NCBI's taxonomy places the organism in Eukaryota, Viridiplantae, Streptophyta, Magnoliopsida, Fabales, Fabaceae.
UCAAAUAGAGAGAAAUAAUUAUUUUUUCAUGUAAAGUCAACUAUCCAGAUUUCUCAUGCAAGAAAAUGUUGAAAUGUCAUAAAGUUGGUAAAUCAAAAGAAACCAAAUCAAAGUCAAACUUAAUGAACAUCAAGUGGUUAUAAACUUAAAUUCAUGUUUACAACUCUUCAAUAAGCAAAUAAAGCAAUUGAACAAAGAAGCCAUUUUCUGAAUUCUGUCAUCACUAAAAAAUGUCCAACAAUAACCAUAAUCACACAUUUCCAAUUUCAGCUACUUUGUUGAUUUUCUUGUUGCUAAAUCUAUGUCAAGAGAAUUCAGGUUUAACACAAUAUGAAGCCUUGUUAAAGUGGAAACAAAGUCUCCCUCAACAACCGAUUCUUGAUUCAUGGAUCAUUAACAACUCAAGUUCAACACAAACACCAUGUUUAUGGAGAGGUAUCACUUGUGAUUCAAAAGGAGAUGUGACAAUUCUAAACAUGUCAUAUACUGGACUUCAAGGUAAUCUUAAUCACUUGAACUUAUCAGUUUUUCCAAACCUUCUUCGUCUCGAUCUUAAAACAAACAAUCUCACCGGUGUCAUACCUGAAAACAUCGGCGUUCUUUCAAAACUCCAAUUUCUUGAUCUUUCUACUAAUAAUUUCACCGGAACUUUGCCUCUUUCUAUUUCCAAUUUGACUCAAGUUUACGAGCUUGAUGUUUCGAGAAAUGAUGUGUCUGGUAUAUUAGACCGUCGUUUGUUUCCUAAUAAGCCCAGUUCUAAAACUGGGCUUAUCAGCAUUAGGAAUCUUCUUUUCCAAGAUACCCUCUUGGGUGGUCCGUUACCGAACGAAAUAGGGAACAUAAAAAACUUGACCUUACUAGCACUCGACGCAAACAAUUUCUCCGGGCCUAUUCCUUCAUCUUUAGGAAACUGUGAACAUUUAAGCAUUCUUAGAUUGAAUGAAAACUAUUUCUCUGGACCAAUUCCACCAAGUCUUGGCAAAUUGACCAAUCUAACCGAUCUUCGGUUUUUCACCAAUGAAUUAAAUGGCACUGUUCCACAAGAAUUCGGAAACCUUUCUUCCUUGGUUGUUUUACAUCUUGCUGAAAACAACUUCAUUGGUGAGUUACCACCAGAAGUUUGUAAAAGUGGCAAGCUUGUGAAUUUCAGUGCAGCCUAUAACAGUUUCACAGGUCCAAUUCCAAGAAGCCUUAGAAAUUGUCCUUCUUUGUAUAGAGUUAGAAUUGAAUACAAUGAGUUAACCGGUUAUGCAGAUCAAGAUUUCGGAGUUUAUCCGAAUCUUAAUUACUUGGAUUUCAGCUAUAACAAGGUGGAAGGUGAUUUAUCUUCUAAGUGGGGGUCUUGCAAGAACUUACAAUCACUCAAUAUGGCUGGUAAUUCGGUGAAUGGUAACAUUCCAACUGAGAUUUUUGAAUUGAAGCAGUUACAAGAGCUUGAUCUAUCAUUUAACCAAUUAUCAGGAACUAUUCCUUCUCAAAUUGGAAACUCUUCGAAUUUGUAUACUUUAAGUUUGGGUGGAAAUAGGCUUUCUGGUAAGAUACCAAUCGAAAUUGGAAAGCUUUCAAAUUUGCAACAUUUAGACCUUUCGAUGAACAUGUUGUUGGGAGAAAUUCCAUCUCAGAUAGGAGAUUGUUCCAAAUUGUUGAAUUUAAAUUUGAGUAACAAUCAUUUGAAUGGAACGAUUCCGUUCCAAAUAGGACAACUUGCAUCUUUACAAGACUUUUUGGACUUGAGUUACAAUUCGAUUUCAGGGGAAAUUCCUUCGAAUAUUGGCUUGCUUUCGAAUUUGAUAAGCUUGAAUAUCUCAAACAAUAAUUUAUCAGGUUCUAUUCCUGAUGGAAUUAGUGACAUGUUGAGUUUAUCAAGUCUUAACCUCUCUUACAAUAAUUUAGAGGGUAGUGUUCCUAAAGGUGGCAAUGGCAUAUUCAAAGUCAAUUCUUCUCAUGUUAUUGAUUUGAGCAACAACCAAGGUCUAUGUGGUGAAUUCCAAGGUUUGAAACCUUGUAAUGUUUCACUCAUUCAACCUGGUGAUGGGAGUAACAAAAAAAAGGUUUGGAUUCCAAUUGUUGCUUCUUUAGGAGGUGCACUUUUUCUAUCAUUGGUGUUUGUUGGUAUAUUUUUCUUGUGCUACAAGAAAAGUUCAAGAACUUCAAGAAUUAAAAAGCCUUCAUUCAAUAUACCAAAUCCAUUCUCAAUUUGGUACUUCAACGGAAGAGUUGUAUACGGCGACAUAAUUGAAGCUACCAAUAAUUUCGACGAUAGGUAUUGUAUCGGAGAAGGAGCAUUCGGGAAUGUUUACAAAGCCGAACUAAAAGGAGGUCAAAUAUUCGCGGUGAAAAAGUUGAAAUGCGACGAAGAGAAUUUAGACACUGAAAGUAUAAAAACAUUUGAAAAUGAGGUUGAAGCUAUGACAGAAACAAGGCACAGAAACAUUGUGAAGCUUUAUGGAUUUUGUUGUGAAGGGAUGCAUACAUUUCUUGUUUAUGAAUAUAUGGAUAAAGGAAGUUUGGCUGAUAUGUUGAUGGAUGAUAAGAAAGCACUAGAACUUGAUUGGGUUAAAAGGGUUGAGAUUGUUACAGGUGUUGCAAGUGCUUUAUCUUAUAUGCAUCAUGAUUGUUCACCACUUUUGAUUCAUAGGGACAUUUCAAGCAAGAAUAUUUUGUUAUCUUCAAAUCUUGAAGCUCAUGUAUCAGAUUUUGGUACUGCAAGGUUUCUUAAGCCAAACUCACCUAUUUGGACUUCAUUUGCAGGCACAUAUGGUUAUGCUGCUCCAGAGCUUGCUUACACAAUGGCGGUGACAGAAAAAUGCGAUGUAUUCAGCUUUGGUGUUUUAGCAUUUGAGAUUCUAACUGGAAAACACCCUGGUGAUCUUGUAUCUUACAUACAAACUUCUAAUGAUCAAAAGAUAGAUUUCAAAGAGAUUUUAGAUCCUCGUCUACCUUCUCCUCCGAAGAAUGUUUUGAAGGAGUUGGUUUUGGUUGGAAACUUGGCUCUUUCUUGUUUACACACAAAUCCUCAAUCUAGACCUACCAUGAGAAGCAUAGCACAAUUUCUAGAAAUGGAGACUACAUAUAAUUCUUGAUUGAUGUUCUUUACUUGUUUUUGGUCUAUUUGGUUUGUAUAUAGACACUUGUUGUGUAUAUCAUACUGAUUGUUAUUCCCUUUGUCAAAAGGAACCAUGUAUAAUGAAAUGAUGUAAAGGCAUAUAAUAUGAACAACUUUUAUUGUGUUCUUUGUAAUUCAUUUUAGAAUGUGUUUAAAUGUAUCAUUGAAUUUUUUUU